Molecule: messenger RNA, 2570 nt
Organism: Rana temporaria (common frog)
Lineage: Eukaryota; Metazoa; Chordata; Amphibia; Anura; Ranidae
Exons: 2
Coding region: 114-1463 (449 amino acids)
Source: RefSeq, a predicted model, not a curated record
AUCCGCGCUUGACGCCUCUUACGUCAGUAGCGUCCAGCCCCUUGCGCUUGCGCAGUGAGCGGAUUGAAGCCGCAGGUGAAGGGUGUAGCAGCAGGGAGCGGAGAAAGGGCAGGAUGCCGUCGUGCAUCGUGAAGGGCUGCAACUUCUCAUGGAAGAAGAAAGACCCCAACAUCAUCCUCCACUCCUUCCCGGGGGACCUCGCCGCCAUCAAGUCCUGGCUCCUGGCCACGGCACAAGCCACAAAGCAAGAAUUUGGGAACGUCGAUGAGCUUUGCCAGAAGAUCCUGGCGGGGAAGGCAAAGGGUCUGUACCGCAUGUGCUCCCAGCAUUUCACCAUGGACUGCUACUACCAGAGGGGGAUGCUGGUGUCUCUGAAGAAGGAAGCCUUACCUUCCAUAUUUCCCGACAAGAAGACCAUCGAGAUGAAGGCCUUGAGACCAAAGACGUAUAAACCCCGAAAGAAGAAAGUUCCUCCACCAAACCUGACACUAGGCGUAGGUGGUGCCCCCACAACGAUGGACAUGGGGGCCGUCAAACUAGAAGACGAUCCGCUUCCACUAACUAGUCCUUAUUUAAUUUCAGAAGAGGGCUACUAUAUACCCCGCGGUGAUCCCUAUACUCGGAGACGGCCAUGGAACGCAGAUUGGAGUGGCAGCAUUGGUGAGGCUUUACCUCCACUAAAGAGGACCAGAACUCUUGGAACAAACACAGAAUACUUUCCUGGCCAGAGACACAAGGCCACCCUCACGGACAAGACCAUCAGCAUGAGACACAAGGAGGUCCAGACGGAAAGAAGCAAAGAGGAUCAGCGGCCAUGCGGUUGCAAGCAGGAGUCCAGAUCGGCCACCCAACUGCCCUCUGUGGUAAGAACCACAAUAUAUCCGUCCAAAGCACUACUGAUGACCGCAGAGUCGCUUCCCACAAAAGACAGUACUCUUGACUUAUCUCAACAUCAACCAUCGGGAAUUGGGUCUUUUUCCAAUCUCAAUGGUCUUCUCGAAUUUCCAAAAUCCAGGUCUACAGAGGUGGUAGGUGUUUGCGACGUAGGAUGUUCCAAUUCGUGGCCCACGCCAAAGGAGGAGAAGCCAUUAGUUCUCCCUGUUUCAUGUAAUCCUGAUGGAGAACUUACCUCAAGACGGGCAAGAAGCAACUCCUCCGUAACAGAAGAAUACGAGGCCAAUGGAGAGCAGUCUGGGGAACUUGGCAUCAAGCCUGAGGACACGGACUUGGCCGGGGUGGAAAUUCCCGGGACUAGCAACUCGUCGGAUCCUAUGUCCGAAAACAAGUACAUCGUUUUCGACAGCUGCCUGGAUAAACUUUUAAUGUACUGCCGAUGCCUCGCCGACGACGGCUGUAACGGGCGCAUAGGGAAGUUAAAAAAAUUCUUUGUUGGGUCUAGCGUGUCCGUGAAGGCAGAGUGCUCCAAUGGCCAUCAGUUUCACAUGUGGGACAGCCAAUCAUAAAUGUCCAAUUUGUAGGGAUAAAAGCAUUCUAGAUAAAUGUUAUAUAAUACUGGGCUAGGGAAUACAUCAUCUUCCAGGAGGGGGGGGGGGAUGGGUGUUUUUGUCCAGUAGACAUGGCCAUUGAUGUAGUGUUCACAUUCACAUAAUAUAUGGAAAUUCGAGAUGAAUUUGCCUUUCUCAACCAGGGUUCCAUGAAAAACUUGGGUUCCUUCCAGAGUUUUCAAGGGCCUUAAUUCAGCAGUGAUGGACCGUUCUCCUGCCUGGUAGUGCCCACGUAGUAUUGGCACCAACACCUCUCACUCUUUCCACUGACCAUCAGUGCAAGGAAGCCCUCCUCUCAUUGACUAACAGCCUUUCUCAUCGAAAGUCCAGUGAAAACCUUGGGUUCCUCCAGAGUUUACUAGGGGUUCAUUCAACAAUGAUGGACUGUUCUGCCUGGUGGUGCCCAUGUAGUAUUGGCACCAACACCACUCACUUUCAACUGGCCACCAGUGCAAGUAAACCCUCCUCUCAUUGACCACUAGUAUGGUCAAGAAGCAACAGUCUUUGUCAACCAAGGUUCCUCCAGAGUUUUCAAGGGCCUUAAUUCAGCAGUGAUGGACCGUUCUCCUGCCUGGUAGUGCCCACGUAGUAUUGGCACCAACACCUCUCACUCUUUCCACUGACCAUCAGUGCAAGGAAGCCCUCCUCUCAUUGGCCAUCAGUAUGGUCAGGACCAACAGCCUUUCUCAUCGAAAGUACAGUGAAAACCUUGGGUUCCUCCAGAGUUUGCUAGGGGUUCAUUCAACAAUGAUGGACUGUUCUGCCUGGUGCUGCCCAUGUAGUAUUGGCACCAACACCACUCACUUCCAACUGGCCACCAGUGCAAGUAAACCCUCCUCUCAUUGACCUAGUAUGGUCAAGAAGCAACAGUCUAUGUCAACCAAGGUUCCUUAAAAACCUUGGGUUCCUCCAGAGUUUUCAAGGGCCUUAAUUCAGCAGUGAGGGACCGUUCUCCUGCCUGUUAGUGCCCACGUAGUAUUGGCACCAACACCUUCCCAGAAGAGUUGAAGCUGUUAUAGCUGCAAAGGGUGGGCCAACUCAAUAAGGAACGCUAUGUACUAAAAC